Acanthisitta chloris (rifleman) is the source of this 495-nucleotide messenger RNA. Its product is annotated as interleukin-17F-like. Bases 1 to 495 code for a protein of 164 amino acids. The transcript is spliced from 3 exons. Gene Ontology annotation, biological process: inflammatory response. Gene Ontology annotation, molecular function: cytokine activity. NCBI's taxonomy places the organism in Eukaryota, Metazoa, Chordata, Aves, Passeriformes, Acanthisittidae. Gene Ontology annotation, cellular component: extracellular region. The record is from RefSeq and is a predicted model, not a curated record.
AUGGCUUUUGCCAACUUCACUGCAGGGUUCAGAUCACUGGUUUUGGUGCUGAUUCUAGCCCUCACUGUAAGGAGCUCACCCCAUAGACGGUCUAGCAAGAAUGGUGCCACUGGGAGGCUGAGUGAAGAUUGCCUGACCCAAAAGGAUCUCAAAUUCCCCACAACUGUGGAAGUUGACAUUCGUAUCAGCAAUUCAGAUCAUGCCUUUAGGAUGAUCCAUGAUGUCAGUAACCGUUCUCUUGCUCCUUGGGAUUACAGGCUCGACAAGGAUCCCAACCGCUAUCCCCAAGUGAUUGCUGAUGCCCAGUGCCGCCUCUCCAGCUGUGUGAACUCCCUGGGGCAGGAGGACUACAGCUUCAACUCUGUCCCUAUCAAACAGGAGAUCCUUGUGCUCCAUCGGGAGAAGCAGGGCUGCCAGGUCACCUAUCGUCUGGAGAAGAAGGUCAUCACUGUGGGCUGCACAUGUGCCAUUCCCGUCAUCCACCACCAGUCCUAG